This is a messenger RNA of Helobdella robusta, 1614 nucleotides long. RefSeq lists its product as hypothetical. The record is from RefSeq and is a predicted model, not a curated record. The transcript has 10 exons. Bases 1 to 1614 code for a protein of 537 amino acids. NCBI's taxonomy places the organism in Eukaryota, Metazoa, Annelida, Clitellata, Rhynchobdellida, Glossiphoniidae.
AUGCAAAAGGAAAGAAUGGAAAAUCUAACAACUACUAGAAAGAUUGCAGGUAAAAGAGAUCGCAGUCAACAACGAAUAACAUUCUUGAAGUCCUUGUGUUAUUUGUUGAAUAUCACCCCAGUUCAAUUACUAGAAAGUGUUAAAGAUCGGAUAUGUGGAGAUAGGCCUUAUUUUGAUUUUUCACAGGUCAUCUUCUGUGCAGGUUUAUUUUAUAUAGUUUCUUUAAACAAAGCAAAUUUAGUUCUUCAGCAAAGUGAGUUACUUAGUUGGAUACGACACCAAUUUAUUAGAAUACGACAUCAAAAAAUUCUCGUGUCAAAUUAUGAAAUUAAAGUUGAAUUUGCUGAGGAGUAUUGCACAUCGGAUCAUUUCUCAGCGAGGUGUGGGAGCAUGACGGAGAUAGUGAUGAUAGAGAGGGCUCAGUACGGCAGGAUGAGUGCGGGUCGGUGCAUCACAGCAGAGUAUGCGCAGGCUCUAGGAUGUUUCUCCGAGGUGACGGCAUACCUGGAUGAGUUUUGUUCGGGGCGGAACAAUUGUUCGAUACUUGUGGCUAGUAUUGACUCCAUUGCCCAGCCAUCUUCUUACGUUACCGACUGUCACAACAAGAGUGAAACCCAUCUGAGCAGCACUAUCGGUUAUUUGGUCCUCGCGCACAACAUCAACAACAACAACAUCCACAACAACAACAUUAACAACAAGAACGAUAUCAUCAGUGAUGACAACAACAACCCCAAUGACAUCCCCACCACAUUUUCUGCAGGAACAUUCAUCGAAGUCAGCGGCAAGCAUACAAAUGAUGGAAUAACGGGAAAAAAUUACAUGUUAUCAGCUGCAAUAUCCGAGUGUCCAUGGGUCGUGGAGGUCGAUCCAGCUGAAAUGAAAAAUUUAAUUAAUGGAAUAAUGCAGAUAAUGAAAGCCUCAGUAAUGAAGAAAUUAUCACUAGCACAUGGCUUCAGUAGGGCGGAUCAAAAGGUCGUCAGCCUAAUUUUGAACUCAUAUUGGCUUGCAGUAAAAAUUGGAACAAUUUCAAAGUUUUGGACAUUCCCGUCCCGUCAAAGUUGUCUAGAUCCGCCACUGCAUGGCAUCAUAUUUGCACGUGAAAGAUUGAACAUAACAUGGCAAACAUCACUUGCAUCAUCUCCUGCAUAUUCCUUCAAUGAUGAUGAUUCAUUCUCUGCCGAUGAUUCCAGUGAAGACGAUGAUGACAACGAUGAAAAUGAUGCAGACGACGACAUUGAGGAUGAUGUAGAUGGAAAAGAAUUAAACGCAAGACAUGCCUUGUCCAACACCACAAAGAACGUAGAAAUUCAUUCUGACUCUUUCAGCCAGCCACCACAAGCCACUGCAAAUGCUCCACAAGACCUAUUCAAUUAUUCGCAACAAUCAACUGCUUGUCCAAUUGUUAUAAUGUUUAUUGAAAUGGACAAAGUUGAAUUGAAACACACCGUCUGCAAGCACUCACGAAAUUUAAAACGUUCACUGAAACCAUUGGUCCUGCGAUAUGAAGUGGUGGUUCUAGACAAUUUUGACGGGGGUCCAAAAAUAGGAAAAUGUUUAAUUAAUUUUUACGGGGUGGGGGGCAAAAUUUUCACGGGAGAUCAAGAUUUGUGGUAG